Esox lucius (northern pike) is the source of this 2386-nucleotide messenger RNA. Its product is annotated as zinc finger protein 32-like. The record is from RefSeq and is a predicted model, not a curated record. Gene Ontology annotation, molecular function: RNA polymerase II cis-regulatory region sequence-specific DNA binding; DNA-binding transcription factor activity. Gene Ontology annotation, biological process: regulation of transcription by RNA polymerase II. The transcript has 4 exons. NCBI's taxonomy places the organism in Eukaryota, Metazoa, Chordata, Actinopteri, Esociformes, Esocidae. Bases 567 to 1949 code for a protein of 460 amino acids.
GUCUGAAUCUUUUUGGAACAACAUUUUAAUUUUUCUUUGAAUGAGAUUCACUGUUGUCUAGAAAUUGUGCAGAAGGUCUAGGAGCUGCUGAAGGCUCUCCAGAGUUAUGGACAGUAUCACCUAGUCCCAGUGGCGUUGUGAUACCUAUAGCUCGGAUCUUUCAUGAAUAGUUAUGUUUUUUUAAUUUGUCACAUGUGCAAUAUUUUAUUAUAGUAGGCAUAUAGCUUUUAAUAUGGAAACUGUUCAUCUUUGCGUUUUUCAGAGAAACACAAUGUGUUGUUCUGAGUGAAACGCUCUGUUGUUGCUUCAGUCUAAAGUAAUUGCGUAGGUACAGUGUCUCCUCACCUCUUACUGUAUUUUUGCAUUUGAUAAUCCAAAUGGGGUGGGGUGGUCAUAUUCUGGCCGUCCCGUAUAUUGAAUCUGGUCACCUGUUCUAACUUUCGUGUUUCUAAAAUGUACCUCAGCUAUUAUAACUACCCCUUAGGUUUUCCCACGUGUAUUCUUAUUUUACCAUUAUCACUGGGGGCGCUGUGCUAUCAUGGGUUUGCACCUGCAGAUACAGAAGAAUGAAGAAGACAAUACGGAAGCGAUAUUGCGAGCAGAUUUUUGGUGCAGUUGAAAAAACGGUAUUGGAGUACCAGGAGGAGAACGAUCGCCUACGAAGAAUGCUGCGAGUCACACCCGAGCUACAACUAUGCAGAAUAGACUCCCUGCAGUUCUCUCUCGCUGUUUCUGAUGAGGAGGUUCCCCCAGAGCAGCAGCACUGUGAGCAGGAGUGGAGAACCAAUCAGGGGCAGGAGGAAUCAGAACCCACGCGGAUUAAAGAGGAACAGGAUGAACUUGGGAUUGAUCAAGAGGAAGAGCAGUGUCAAGGGCUAUUUGAUACUAAAGACUCUAUAUUCACUCCUCCUUGUGUGAAAAGUAAAUGUGAUCAGGGGAACCAAAUUUGGUCCUCAACUCCUCCCCGUACCCAGUCUGUAGAGAACAGAGAGAAUUACUCUGAACCAGUGGAUCUCACACCUUUUGACACUAUGAACCACUUAAAUGGUUUUGACAUUCCCUGCGACCUUCCAGAUGACGAAGACAUUGCCUCCAUCCACAGCUCAGCUUUUAGUAGUGACCCAGUAGAACUUGACAGCAGCUCGCAAUUGGAUCCCAUCUCACCACUGGCCCCAAGCACACCUUUGGAGCUCAAUCAACCAAUGGAUAAACCCUGUUCUAAACCCAGCAGCACGUCCCAAACGGUAAACCACUGCCAUGACUGUGGUAAGACAUUUGCUCUGAAAGCUGACCUUCAGAGGCACGUGACUUUCGCCAGGAAGAGGCUUAGUGAAUGCCGCUUUUGCAAAAGAUGCUACGACUCGUCAUGUAAGCUGAAAACGCAUAUCCAUCUCUGUCACAAUGGGAAACCCUGCACAUGUCCAUUUUGUGGCAAGACCUUCAAGCAAAAGGGAAAUUUGUCCAGGCACAUGAGCAUUCACACGGGAGAGAAACCAUUCAGCUGUUUGGACUGUGGGAAAAGCUUUACCCGUAAGGAGCACCUAACCAAACACAGACAGACUCACACAGGAGAAAAACCAUUCAGUUGUAGCGAAUGUGGGAAGCUCUUCAAUCGUAAGGAGCACCUAAACAAACACAUACACAUUCACAAAGGUGAGAAACCAUUCAGCUGUGGCAGCUGUGGGAAACGUUUUAAUCGGAAGGGAAACCUGAACUUGCACAUACGGACUCACACGGGUGAAAGACAGCAUGGCUGCUUAGCCUGUGGUAAAAGGUUCACCCAGAAGACUCAUCUUCUGAAGCAUGUGGAUAAUAUCCACAUUGAGAGAAAAACUGAAAAAAGAAAGAAAAUGUUUGGUCAGAAGAUGGAAGUAAAAAGGCGUGGCAUGGACCACACUCAUAGGAAAGGAAAGCAACUACAUGUCCUUCAUACUGUGUCUCUCAGAUGAAUAGGGUUGUAAUAUAAAACACAAUGAUCUUUGAUUUAUUAUUAUCUAAAUAUACCAUGGAUGUGACACUUUUUUUUUACUGUUGCAAUUACAUUAGCAACCAGUUUAUAAUAGCAAUAUAGCAGGAGGGGUAUGGUAUGUGAAUAAAAGAUGAAUAUCCCAUUUGGAUUGAAAGUCUGUUUUACAUUUAAAUUAAUUCAACAUAGGUGCACACCAGAGUUGGUGAGAUUAUUUUCUUUUUUAUUUGUAUUUUCUGUCCUUUUAUUUGUAUUCUCCUGCCCCUGCUUCCAGAAGUUGUCCUUGUCCGAAAUGGGAGCACAACAACUCCCAAUCCCCCCUUCACCACACGCACCCUCUCCACCUCAAUCACUGCUAUUGUGAAAAUAGCAAUGAAACUGUUUCAAGCUAGGACCCAGUAUCUCUAUUCCUGUGUUGAU